AUGUCGUUAAUUCUAGGUUUAGCGUUCUCCAUUGAUGCACCCGACUGGUGGACACAUGGCGAAGGAGCUAAUCCUAUGAUGUUCACUAAGAAGUUGAUGUUUUUACGUGGCCAAGUUGAUCCUGUGGUCUUCAUUAAAAAGUUAUUUAGAGCCAAAAUUUACGCUGUGCUCUACCGGAUUGAUUAUGGACAUGAAGAGAAUCCACAAGGCAUCCGGAAACCUAAUAAUCAUUUUCUGAGAUUUAGAUUCGAGAUUGACAUGUUAGAAGGAAGUUGGUACAAGAAAAUCAUCGGAGCUUUAAAGACAAUCCAAGGUGUACCAUUUACCAUAGAUGCACCACGUCAGAAGGUAUAUAUGUGUGGGAACAUUGAAGAAGGUUUGCUCAUGAAGAUGUUAACGAAGAGUGGACUAUGGUAA
Molecule: messenger RNA, 417 nt
Organism: Brassica oleracea var. oleracea
Lineage: Eukaryota; Viridiplantae; Streptophyta; Magnoliopsida; Brassicales; Brassicaceae
Exons: 3
Coding region: 1-417 (138 amino acids)
Source: RefSeq, a predicted model, not a curated record